This is a messenger RNA of Chlorella variabilis, 1101 nucleotides long. RefSeq lists its product as hypothetical. The transcript is spliced from 9 exons. Lineage: Eukaryota; Viridiplantae; Chlorophyta; Trebouxiophyceae; Chlorellales; Chlorellaceae. The coding region runs from base 1 to 1101 and encodes 366 amino acids. The record is from RefSeq and is a predicted model, not a curated record.
AUGCAGCGUGCAGCGGUUCUGCUGCUCGCCGCACUGCUCGGCCUGAGCGCCGUGUCAGUGCAGGCCGCAACCGUGUGCCAGACAUACGUGGUGGCGGCCGGAGACACCGUCGGCACCAUUGCGGGGCAGUUUAGCCUGACUGUCCCUGAGCUGGAAGCAGCGCUGGCCGACUGCGACCUGUUGGUCACCGGCUACACACCCGGAGACUUCCUGCAGGCCAACCAGAAGAUCUGCCUUCCCGGCUGGGUCGGAGCCUGCCUGAACGUGCAGGCUGCAGGCGGCAACGAGGCGUGCAAGUACUACACCGUGCAGCAGGGUGACACGAUGGACACCAUCGGCAGCUACUUUGGCAUCCCACGUGCCGACAUUGUGGCCGUCAACCCGGAGAUCAACCCAGCAACCCUCGCUGUCAACUCUUACGUCAAGCUCCCCGACUGGGAUGCCACCUGCCCCCAGCCCGGCAAAGGCCAGAGCUGCCGCUUCUACGUCGCCGAGAGCGGCGACUCGCUGUCCUCCAUUGCCACCGCCUUCUCCAUCCUGCUGUCCGACCUCCAGGCCGUGAACACCGGCCUGGGCGCCGAUGCCACCGCCGUGCUGCAGCCGGGACAGAAAGUCCCUCUGCCUCCCUUCCCCGAGAGCUGCGCCGAAGGUGUCCAGGUGACCAAGCCUAGCAACUGCCGCGCGUACCAGGUCAUCGAGGGAGACACCAUUGCCAGCAUCGCUGCCAUGUUCCAGUCGAGCUCUGCCGACCUCGUGGCUGUCAACCCUGAGCUGGCGGCCGGCGGGGUGCUGUCCCCCGGCACCAUUGUGAAGCUGCCCCCUGCCGAUGAGUCUUGCGUGAACCCCGAGCUCCCCGUGGUACCUGAGACGCCCGAGGCCGCCCCAGAGGCUGCCCCUGCUCCUGAGGAGCAGGUCAUUCCUGAGCCAGCGGCCGCCCCCAGCCCCGAGCCCGCUGCGGAGCCACCGGCUGCCCCGUCGCCUGCCCCCACGCCGGCGCCCGCCCCCGAGCCCACCCCCGCCCCCAGCUCUGCAGUUGCCAGCACUGCCAACGUGCUGCUGGCUCUGCUGGCCAUGGUCGGCGCAGCGGUUGCCGUGUUCUGA